Chelmon rostratus (copperband butterflyfish) is the source of this 1472-nucleotide messenger RNA. RefSeq names its product RIIa domain-containing protein 1 (gene riiad1). The record is from RefSeq and is a predicted model, not a curated record. NCBI's taxonomy places the organism in Eukaryota, Metazoa, Chordata, Actinopteri, Chaetodontiformes, Chaetodontidae. The transcript has 4 exons. Bases 128 to 403 code for a protein of 91 amino acids.
GUCAGUAACAGGUGACCGUGUUCGUGCGCGACAUGGCUUCAAAUGUCUACAAAGUUUAGGUAGCCGGUGAGUGUACAGUGUACUGUAUCGACGGAAAACUAAUUAGAAGAACAUUUGUAGAGAGAGGAUGGCGGGGAAAGGCGGCUUGGCGAGACUGGACGUCGGCGUUUUAACCGCUGAGCAGCAAGAGAAACUGCGGCAGUUCAAGAUCCAGACGAGAAUCGACAACGAGAAGUAUUUGAGGUCGCAUCCAGAGGUGAAGGUUUUGAUAGGCGACUUUAUGAGAGACGUGCUUCUUAAAAGGCCUGAUGAUAUCCAAGAGUUUGCUGCAGAUUACUUCACCAAAACAAACCUUCAUAUGGUUAUUGGCUCCAAAAUGGAAGGAAAUAGUGACGUGGAGUGAAACACACCCAACAGUCACAGUGCUUCCCCACUGUGUCUUUGUCUGCACAGAGCAACACAUGUAUGGACGCUCUUUGUAACACACACACUAACACACUGAUAGGUUGUGUCAGGUCACAAGUUGUUCAGUUGAUAGCAUUCUUGUCAGAUUGCUGUUGUGCAUAUGCAGUAAGCCAGCUAAUAGCGAAGAUGGUAACGACCAUUCUUAAUGAGUGUGAUUAAAGGUUAAUGAGAGGAGGAUUUCCUGUGGGUAUUAUGCGUACAGUACAUCAUGCUGUUUGUCACCAGCAGCAUGUUUUUGAAGGGAUAUGCUGUUUACUGCUUGCAACUACCAUUUCCACCAGAACCGUCAGCAUCUUUGUGGCCUGCAUUGUAUGCCCAGCUGUGAAGUGGACAUACUGUAGUCUGCACGGAUCUGGAUAUGGACUCAAAUACAUGGACCAGUCAAUAUAUAAUAGUCACUUUACUCAUUUGUUUUAUGAUGAAGCUGCAAACAGCUUCUCUCUUUCUUAAGAAAAAGUUUACUCAUGGUCCAGUCUUGUCUCAAUUUUUUUCCUUUAUAUUGUGUUGCCAUCUCCUUUUCCUUUUUUAUAUACAUAUUUAUUUGGGAAAUUAGACUCACAUUAAAUUUUAAAUCGAAACAAUUAGACUUAAUGAAGCAGAGGUUUUCAAACUCUGAAAUACAUUUAUAGCAGUGGAAAUCUCAUAAAUGAGAAACUUGCGUCUUGUUGAAAAAGUUUACUGACUUUAAAUGGAGUUUAUCCACUGAACUGCUGACUGUCUAAGCUGGAUAUACAUAUCAUCCAGCAGCUGUUACAUCUUUUCCACUCGGUAUUCAAGAGCUGCUGUUUUAUGUUUGCUCAGAGCAUUACUGUGCAGUUGUCUUCCUUUGCUUGUUUUGGUUGCGUCAUUUUGUUUGGACAACGCAGCUCUAUAUUGGGUUGUGAUGCGUGGAUUUUAUCUACCCAUCCAUCUUUUCCAGCUGUUAUGUGAAAUGAUAUAUGAGCUGAGGGAUAGUCAUGACAUGCUGUUAUAGAACUUCAGAAAUAAAAGAACAAGUGCUCAUCCAA